AUGGCCUCGUGCGUGGAUCCUGAUCCUGACCUAACUCUAGGCACAAGGAUCGAAUUCUUGCCGCAUUCCCAUAUUACCGAUGCCACCGUUGUUCGGAGCGGCAAGCGCAGUCACCUCGGUGCCCUGAUUCACGACGUUGAUGAAAAAGCCCCGCCAGAACUGGGCGGCCAACCAACAGUGAGGAACAACGCUGCCACCCAGUCAUUUCCUCAGCCUAUCGUGAAUGACUACACCAUCCUUCACCCAUCAUAUAAAAACUUGGAAUCGCCCGCCCUGACUCCCUCGAGGAAAUGGAAAGACUUCAAAAAAAGCAAGAAGCUAAAUCACAAACUUACACACAAUCAAUACGACUCUCACCCGCCUCAUCCGGUUGCACACCACUUACACGGAUCGACUCGGCCGGUGCGCUAUAGAACAGCUCCUGAAUUUCUACGCGAGCUUCUCAGCAGCAGCCAUGUAGACGCCCCUCCGUACUCUGCCGUGGCACCCGAACAGCUCGUCCUCCGGCUACGCUACCGCAAACUCGCCGCGCGCAGCGAGAUUCACAGCGUCGGCCUGUCCGCCUCCACGAGCGACCCCAUUGCCUAUGCCACCUUUAACGGCGGCCAGAUGGACCAAGUCUGGCUGGACCUGUUUGAGCUCAACUCCCAGCGGAGCCUGUCCAAGGUGCCCGGCGCCCACGGCGCCUUUGCGCCGGCCGCCGCAAGCUCCCGCAUCGCCACCCUGCGCGACUGGACCGUGUCGCUCGGUCCCGGCAUCGACUAUGUCCACGCCACGUCGCUUUUGCUGCGCGACGCGCGCACUGGCAAGUCCACCCUCGAGAUCAAGGGCGCGUGCGGCGAGCCCGUCGCCUGGAGCCCCGACGGACGCGCUAUCGCCGCCGCGGAGCCGCGCCGCCACCGCGUCGGCGUCUGGGACGCGCGCACCGGUGCACUGCGCGGCCGUGUCGUCUCUCAUAUCGACAAGGUCGUCCUCGCGGCGUUUACGCCCGACGCGCAGCUCGUCACGGCCGCGCGUGACGGCACGCUGUGCCUCACGGACCCUGCGACCAGCCGCACAGUGGCCCGGCUCGAGAUUGAGGGCCUCGGCGCUGGCAACCCCCGCGCGCUGGCUGUGGCGCCUAAUGGUGCCGUCGUGUCUGUCUGGGGCGCCGAGGUGCAUGUCUGGCAGCCACGCGCGGCCCACGUUUCGUCGUACGCGCUGGCGUCGGUGCGGCGCGGACAAGGCGUCCCGCUUGCCGUGUCCCCGGACGGCAGGUACAUGCUCUGCGGGACCGAAGACGGGUUCGACGUCAUGGACGUGCGGUCAGGUGAGACGGUGGCGGAGCGCCCCGGCGGUGCGCUCGUCACGGCCGCAGCGUUUUCAGCCGACGCCGGCGUCGUGCUGCUCGGCCGCAUGGACGGGUACCUCGAGGUCUGGGACAUUACCAAGAAGGCCUAG
This is a messenger RNA of Cordyceps militaris CM01, 1440 nucleotides long. Its product is annotated as Quinoprotein amine dehydrogenase. Gene Ontology annotation, molecular function: protein binding. The record is from RefSeq and is a predicted model, not a curated record. Lineage: Eukaryota; Fungi; Ascomycota; Sordariomycetes; Hypocreales; Cordycipitaceae. The transcript has 3 exons. Bases 1 to 1440 code for a protein of 479 amino acids.